AUGGAUUCAAGCAAGCAACCCACGGCUUUUAUUGGCCUAGGGGCCAUGGGAUUUGGAAUGGCGACCAACCUCAUCCGUCUCGGAUAUCCCGUCACGGGAUUCGAUGUCUAUGGGCCGACUCUGGACAAGUUCAAGAAAACAGGAGGCCUCACUGCGACGAGCCCGGCCGAAGCUGUCGCGGGCAAGGAGUUUUGUGUAUGCAUGGUUGCCACAGCGGAACAAGCACAAGGUGUCUUGUUUGAAGGUGAGGCUUCCGCUCUCUCGGCCCUUCCGCAAGGAGCUGUGGUGCUGCUGUGUUCCACGGUACCAUGUGGUUACGUUCAAGGUCUGCAAAAGGAGCUGCUGGCAAGAAAUCGAGGCGAUAUCGCUCUGGUGGACUGCCCUGUGUCUGGAGGUGCUGCCAGAGCCGCGGCGGGAACUCUAUCGAUCAUGGCCGGCGCGGAAGACGAAGCGAUCCGCAGAGGUCUUCACCUACUACAAGCCAUGUCGGAUCCUGCCAAGCUCUACAUCGUCAAGGGCGGCAUUGGAGCUGGAAGCAACAUGAAGAUGUGCCACCAGGUACUAGCGGCCAACCAGAUCCUCUCCUCGAGCGAAGCGUUGGGCUUUGCUACGCACUUGGGCUUGGAUCUCGCAAGCACUGGCGAGAUGAUUAUCAAGUCAGAGGGUUGGAGCUGGAUGUUCGAGAACCGACUACCACGCAUGCUCGACGCGCAGUUUGGGCCUCUGGCCAGCGCUGUCACGAUCAUCCUCAAAGAUACUAGUAUCAUCACUUCGGAAGCGCGGCGGGCUGGUUUCCCUACCCCGAUGACUUCUACGGCGGAGCAGGUCUAUUUCACUGGUCUCGGCAAAGGCUACGGCGCGGACGACGAUGCUAGUCUCAUCCGACUGUAUAUCGAAGGAGUGGGAAAGGUUGGGCCGGUUAAGCCUACCGUCACGUCCGAGGAAGGCAAGCUGGAGCUCAUCGUCAACCUACUUCGCGGUAUCCAUCUUUGUGCGGCGGCCGAGGCGAUUGCAUUUGCGCGUUUUGUUGGUCUGGACUUGGAGCAGGUCUUUGAGCUCUGUAUCAACGCGGCCGGUGGCAGCAGCAUGCUCUCUGGCGAAGGCCGACGUAUUGUGGAUGCCAUCUUGGAUGGGAGGGCAACGCACGAUUGGGCUGCCUCGAGUGGCGAGAGCCUGCUUCAGACAAUAUCUCACGAGCUUGAGGAGGUGGUCGACGAGGCGCAAAGACUGAAGCUGCCGCUGUUCCUCGGGACCCAGGCUCUCAACUUGAUCCGAAAUGUUUUGCUGAGGGCCGGACCAAAGGCGCCUGGUUUGGCACUUGGCUCGGUCGUCAGUGGUUGGACCGCAAGAGGCAACCCCGCGGCGUAG
This is a messenger RNA of Colletotrichum orchidophilum, 1368 nucleotides long. Its product is annotated as oxidoreductase. The coding region runs from base 1 to 1368 and encodes 455 amino acids. The record is from RefSeq and is a predicted model, not a curated record. Gene Ontology annotation, molecular function: NADP binding; NAD binding; oxidoreductase activity. NCBI's taxonomy places the organism in Eukaryota, Fungi, Ascomycota, Sordariomycetes, Glomerellales, Glomerellaceae. The transcript has a single exon.